Molecule: messenger RNA, 1452 nt
Organism: Ficedula albicollis (Collared flycatcher)
Lineage: Eukaryota; Metazoa; Chordata; Aves; Passeriformes; Muscicapidae
Gene: FIBP
Product: fibroblast growth factor (acidic) intracellular binding protein
Exons: 8
Coding region: 51-935 (294 amino acids)
Biological process (GO): platelet aggregation
Cellular component (GO): nucleus
Molecular function (GO): fibroblast growth factor binding
Source: RefSeq, a predicted model, not a curated record
GACACUGGGGGACAUUUGGGGACACUCUGGGCCUCGGGGCGCCCCCAGGGAUGAGCAGCGACCUGGACGUGUUCGUGGGGAACACGACGCUGAUCGAUGAGGAGGUGUACAGGCUGUGGCUGGACGGGCACUCGGUGGCCGAGGCGGUGGCGCGCCGCCUGCGCGGGGGGGUGCUGGAGCGCGAGGGCACCUCGGUGGCCGUGCUGCAGAGCGACACCCGCGACCACUACCGAACCUUCCAGAUGCUGGAGCGGCUGCUGCACGCGCCGCCGCGGCUGCUGCAGCAGCUGCUCUUCCAGAUCCCGCCCGAGCGGCAGGCGCUGCUCGUGCAGCGGUACUACGCCUUCGACGAGGCCCUGGCCCGGGAGCUGCUGGGCAAGAAACUCUCCAAGGGCACCAAGAAGGAGCUGGAUGAGGUCAGCGCCCGCACCGGGGUCGGGAUCCGCAGCUGCCGCCGCCAGGUGAGACCCCGAACCCCGAGCGGGGCAGCCCUGAAACAGGGGGCAGCGCCCGAGGCAGCCGAGCCCGACGGGGACCUGCCCAAGUCCUUCCUGCAGGACCUGAAGGAGCUCAAGGUGCUGGUGACUGACAAGGACCUGCUGGACCAGCACAAGAGCCUGGUGUGCUCGGCCCUGCGCGGGAAGAUCUCGGUCUACAACGAGCUCGAGGCCAACUUCAAGGCGCUGUCCCGGGCGCUGGUGAACGUGGGCGGGAAGCUGACCCACGCCCGCGACGUUCGGGAUUUCUUCGUGGACCUGGUGGAGAAGGUGAUCGAGCCCUGCCGCUCCGACAAGUGGAGCCCGGCGGACCUGCGGCUCUUCCUGAGCCAGUACACGGCGGCGCCACGGAGCCUGCCGGGCUUCAGGCACCAGGCGCUGUGGGAGCGCUACAUGGCCGCCAUCAGCGCCUGCCUGCUGCGCAUGUACCACGACUGAGCCGGGACGGGCACCCGAAACCGGCACCCCGAAACUGGUACAGCCCAAAAACCGGCACCCCAAAAACCGGGACAGCCCCAAAAACUAGCACCCCAAAACCGGGACACCCCGAAACUGGCACCCCUGGGAAAUGAAAGGAUCCAGGACCUGCAAUGCCCCUCCCAAAACCGGGAUACCCCAAAAAUGGGGCAGCCUCCAAAUAUGGGACUCCAAAAAGGAGGAGUCCCGAAAACCCAUCAGGCUGAGGAUGGAGGAUCAACAUCCCGAAAUUUGGGUAUUUGAAGUCUGGGGGAUCCUCCGGAAAUGGGGACCAUGAGCACUUGGACAAACCCAGAGGAUCCAGGAGAAGCAGCACCUCAAAAAUCGGGACCCCACAACUGAACCACAUGGUGGCUCCCUAAAACAGGGGGUGUCUGGCAACCGGGACCCCCCAAAAUGGGGGAAACCCCCACAGCUGGGCUCGCCCCUCCCGUGUGACCCCAAAAAGGGGGGGUGCAAUAAAGAGCUGGAAACGGAA